Messenger RNA from Protopolystoma xenopodis, 1134 nucleotides. Lineage: Eukaryota; Metazoa; Platyhelminthes; Monogenea; Polystomatidea; Polystomatidae. The record is from the annotation of a GenBank genome assembly.
AUGACUAGACUGUGCAUCAAUCAACUUGGCCUCCCAUUUGUCCCUACCGUCGUGAAUGUGGCUCUGCAAGUCGACCACAAGGAACUUGAGUGCCAGAGGGCCCAGAUUAACAAGCCUUGUUUGGAGGCUGCCAGAUUCACUCAUUCAUCCCGGCCCUCACACCGCCGGUCACAUCACCAGCCUUACCGCAACCAGUCGGGUCGGCUCGUGGCAGUACCGUUCGCCGAUAGGUCCGUGGAGCUUUCCAGGCAAUCUUCGAACUCCCGGGAGUCCAGGGUAAGCAAACAACGUCGCCUCCAAGAUUGUGUCGACCUGGAUUCUGCCGCAGACUGGGUGUCCGAUUCAGUACUCCCCGAUUCCCCAUGCUCACUUCGAUCAAAGUCUAGUUCAGAAGUCUUAGCGGGUCUUGCAGUUAAGCCGGUUGGCAACGGUGAAGUGGCUUCAGUCAACUUCUGCAAAGGAGCAGACGCGCUCGAUGGUCUCAGCAAAGUGGAUGCUUCAAGCGGCGUUGGUUCUGGUGGCGAUGAUGGUGGUGGUGAUGGUGUUGCCUCUGGCACUGGUGAGACUGAAAGUGAUACUGUUGGUCCCAGGGCUGGUACUACCGAAAGUCAGCAAAUCAGGGCUACAGAUGUAGCAGAUGUAGGCGUCAGGGUUGGUGAGACACAAGAUCAAGUUAUGCACUGCGCAGAGUCGGUCUCUUGCACUCCUGGUCCUGAAGGUGAACAUGGUCACGUGUCGUCCUCCGACCAGACCCAUCAGUCUCACCGGUCACGACCAAGACCACGAUCACGGCCACCACCUUUUCCACCCUCGACAACGUCGACAUUAAUUUCGAUGCCCGCCUCACCGCCUCACAUUCGGAACUCUCCACAGACGAAAGGUCAAACUGACGCCCCUCAGUUGGCCAAACGAAGUGCUGCUCAAGCCUUCGUCAAGCCUCAGGUUCAAGCGCAAAAGACGGCAGUUCUUACGGGCAGAUCGCUGGCCGAUCUAAUCCAACGGAUUGCCGCUCCCAACGUCAAUGUUGUUCAUCUUCCUCAGGUAUGCAAGCCAAGAUGGUAUGUCCUCGUUCUUGCAGGUCUUCCUGACACUACGGCCGAAUUGCAAACCAGUCACGACUCUGGAGAGUCCUGA